Exaiptasia diaphana is the source of this 2862-nucleotide messenger RNA. Its product is annotated as DNA-directed RNA polymerase I subunit RPA2. Gene Ontology annotation, biological process: DNA-templated transcription. The transcript has 29 exons. Lineage: Eukaryota; Metazoa; Cnidaria; Anthozoa; Actiniaria; Aiptasiidae. Gene Ontology annotation, cellular component: RNA polymerase I complex. The record is from RefSeq and is a predicted model, not a curated record. Gene Ontology annotation, molecular function: DNA-directed RNA polymerase activity; ribonucleoside binding; DNA binding. Bases 1 to 2682 code for a protein of 893 amino acids.
AUGGCGGCUGUGGAGGGUCCGAGAAGCGCGACUUCGCUUCCAACUUUGAAGAAUUUGACUUCCACAGGCUAUGGAAAGUUAUCUCAACAUCAGAAAAAGGUCAUGCAGGACUUGGUUCGUCCGCAUAUCGAAUCGUUUAAUUUCAUGCUCGAGGAUGGACUGUCACUUGCCAUACAGGGGAUAACACCUAUUGAAUUCAUGACAGCCGCUGGGCAGAAAGUCACUCUAUAUUUUACAGAUGCAAUGAUAGGCUCACCUACCAUUUCAGAAACCAAUUUACAUUCAUCCCAAAUGAAAGUCUUCCCCACUGAGUGUCGUGAAGGUGGCUUAACCUACAAAGGAAAGCUGCAUGUUACAGUACAAUGGAAGAUAGACAAUGAAGUUCAAGGCAGUUGUUCAAAAGUAAUUGCUUUGGUGCCUAUGAUGGUGAAGUGUAACAAUUGCUCUUUAUCUAAACUUUCUCCAAAAGAAUUGGUUCGACACAAUGAAGAAGCUGAGGAAGCUGGUGGAUACUUCAUAAUCAAUGGAAUAGAAAAAAUUAUAAGAAUGCUAAUAUUACCAAGAAGAAAUUAUCCCAUGGCUAUUGUACGACCUACUUGGAAAAACAGAGGACCACUUUAUACAGAAUAUGGUAUUCAAAUGAGAUCMGUUAGAAAGGAUCAAACUGCUGUUAAUAUGAUCCUACAUUAUCUCUCUGAUGGAAGUGUCAAUAUGUGUUUUGGAUUCAAUAAAGAGCUGUUUUAUAUUCCUAUAGUUUUCAUCUUAAAGGCUCUUCUAAGUACAACAGACCAACAUAUUUAUCAAGAACUCAUAAAAGGAGAGGAAGAGAAUACAUUUUUGAAAGAUUGUGUUGCAACUAUGUUACGGACAGCUCAAGAGGAGGGWGCCACCAACCAAAAAACUGUACUAAAAUAYAUAGGUGAGAGAUUUAGAGUAAAAAUAAGACUCCCCGAAUGGUAUUCUGAUGAAGCCAUUGCACAGUUUUUAUUGAAGCAGUGUGUUUGUAUUCAUUUGGAAACUUUAUUAGACAAGUUCAACAUGUUAACUUUUAUGACACGUAAACUGUAUUCAUUAGCCUUGGGCAAGUGYGCAGCAGAGUCAGCUGAUAGCCCAAUGAUGCAGGAGGUCCUGCUUGGUGGCCACUUGUAUCUAAUGGUGCUAAAGGUUUAUAUGGAUAUAGCGAUUGUAAAAGAGGAAAUUCAUGAAGGGGUGACAACACAUAUCGAGAACAAGCAGACAGCCAUGUUGAGUUCUAUUGCAAGUAUGACACCUUUCUCUGAUUUUAACCAAAGUCCAAGGAAUAUGUACCAGUGUCAGAUGGGCAAGCAAACAAUGGGGACACCAGUACAAGCACUGAAACACAGAACUGACAACAAACUGUAUAGAAUUCAGACUCCUCAAAGUCCACUAGUACGACCAGCAUCACAUGACCUCUACAAUAUGGAUGACUACCCUCUAGGGACCAAUGCUAUUGUGGCUGUAAUAUCUUACACAGGCUACGAUAUGGAGGACGCUAUGGUCUUAAACAAGUCAUCUUAUGAGAGAGGUUUUGCUCAUGGAUCGAUUUAUAAGGCACAGUUUCUUAACCUUGAACCCAAGUCUCGUGGGGSAGAGCAGUCUAGUCAGCAAUUUGGUUGUUUGCCAGAUGACAAACGUACAGAAGGUUGGCUUGAUUCUGAUGGGCUUCCACCGAUAGGGGCACACCUAGAGAAGGGUGAUCCCUUCUAUAGCUACAUUGACAGCAACACAGGACAGGCAACCGUUAAAAAGUACCAAAACAUGGAACCUUGUAUUGUGGAUGAUGUGAAAAUUAUUGGAAAUGAAGCUGGAACAAAACCAUUAACAAAAGCUUGUGUCAAGAUGAGGAUUCAGAGAAACCCUAUCAUUGGAGACAAGUUUUCAAGUAGACAUGGUCAGAAAGGAAUCUGUAGUCAAAAGUGGCCGACUGAAAACAUGCCCUUUUCAGAGUCUGGUAUGACUCCUGAUAUCAUUUUCAACCCUCAUGGCUUCCCUUCACGUAUGACAAUCGGAAUGAUGAUUGAAAGUAUGGCGGGAAAAUCRGCAAGUUUAAACGGCCACGUGUACGAUGCCACGCCCUUUGAAUUUUCAGAAGAUGAUUCGGCUAUUGACUAUUUUGGGAAGCUGUUAGUAAAAUCUGGUUACGAUUACUUCGGUACUGAGCGAUUAUAUAGUGGUAUCGAUGGUCGUGAAUUCGAGGCAGACAUCUUUAUGGGCGUGGUGUACUAUCAAAGACUUCGACACAUGGUUGCCGAUAAAUUCCAGGUACGCACAACUGGACCAAUAGAUGCUCUUACCCAUCAGCCUGUGCAGGGACGAAAAAGACAGGGAGGAAUUCGAUUUGGUGAGAUGGAAAGAGAUGCAUUGCUUGCCCAUGGCACAUCGUUUCUCCUCCAGGACCGACUUAUGAACUGCUCUGACAGAACGAUGGGUCACGUUUGUACGAAAUGUGGCAGCUUGUUGUCAACAAUGAACGAGAAACCAGCCAAUGCAGCGGCUGCAGCACAGGGUGACCGCAAGUGGUACUGCAAGUCAUGUGACUCRAGCGAUCACGUUGAACUAUUAGCGUUYCCGUACGUAUUUCGUUAUCUCGUGGCUGAAUUGGCUGCUAUGAAUAUCAAGACCUCACUAGACCUUGAAAGAAUUGGACAUAGUACAAGAUAGUACGAACUGAAUAAAUUAUCAAUCGCCCAAAAUUACUUCGUAGGUCAGUGGUCUAGACUGUAAAUUUUGGUUGAGUUUUUUACAGUCAGUUCUCGAAUACCAGAUAGCAUAAUAUAACACUGACAAUUUUGUAAUAUAUGUUAAUAAAAGAAUUGUAAAUAAAUCAUUUUUUCAAGUUCU